GGAAAAACGACCCGAUGCUGCUGAACAUAAUAAGCUAUCAGAAGAGUCUUUACCAACGACAAACUUGUUGAGCUUAAACUUCUGGCUGGUCACGUCUCAGGGCCAAAUUCCGAAUACUCGUGGCAUCUUUACGUCACUCUGAUGGUGAGAAAACUGGAUUGUAUACACACAAAUCAUUCAAACUACCUCAUCUCAUCUUUAAUUUUAUUCAAUAUCAAACUUUUAGCCAAUAAACCUUAAAAUCAGUACAUCGAUUUAUCUGUGUGUAGGUCUGGUCAUGCAACUGUCAUUAGGUCUGAAAAUAUUAUUCUGUUAUCCACUGUACUGACCAAUCAUUAUUAAGCUGAUGAAAUUUUGUUUUAAAAUAUAUGGUUGUCACUGAAUAUAAGUAAAAAAACAAUGCACUUGGGGUCAGACAAUUAUUUUUGAUAAAUUGAUCACCUAACCGCUGCUUUCACAGCUAAUCACUGUAAUGUCAAAGUAUCAGUCAAAACUGGAUGUUGAGAAAACACAAGAAGCAAUCAAGUUUAUUAGGAAUUGUUUCCAGAAACAAUUGUCAGUAAAACUAAACUUGUUACGUGUAUCAGCCCCACUAUUUGUACCGGCCAACAGUGGAUUACAAGAUGAUUUAUCCGGUGUGGAACGUGCAAUUAAGUUCGAUGUUAAAUCUGGUGAGAUAGCAUUGAUUAAUCAAUCACUGGCCAAAUGGAAACGUAUGGCAUUACACAAAUAUAAACUAAAUCAAUAUGAUGGAAUUUACACAGACAUGAAUGCGAUUAGACGUGAUGAAGUUAUCUCUCCCCUGCACUCAUAUUAUGUAGACCAAUGGGAUUGGGAGAUCAUUAUUCAAAGAGAUGAACGAAAUGACGGAAAAUUGGAGGAAGUAGUUGAGAAGAUAUAUGACUCUAUGAAAGUAACUGAGAACAUUUUGAUAUCGGCAUACCCAGUGUUAAAUCGCAAGUUACCGGAAAAUAUUAAAUUCAUUACAACGCAAGAAUUAGAAGAUAUCUACCCCGACAAAAAACCGGCAGAACGUGAAUAUCUUGCAGUUAAACAGUAUGGUGCUGUUUUUCUCAAACAGAUCGGAAAGCUUCUGAAAUCCAAUACGAUACACGACAAUCGAGCCCCAGACUAUGAUGACUGGGAAUUGAAUGGAGAUAUACUAGUUUAUAGUGAACACGACGAUAGAUGUAUAGAAUUGUCAUCAAUGGGUAUCCGAGUGGAUGAGUUGUCAAUGGAGAGACAGUUGAAAGAAAGUGGUUGUGAAGCACGUAAACAGCUUGAAUAUCAUCAAAAUGUUCUGAAUGGUAUAUAUCCAUUAACGAUAGGUGGUGGAAUAGGACAGAGUCGAUUGUGUAUGUUCUUUAUGGAGAAGAAACAUAUUGGUGAAGUCCAAGUUAGUAUAUGGCCUGAACACGUUCGUCGUGAAUGUGAACAGAAUAAUAUAUUUCUCCUGUAAACUGAACGAAAUCAUUUUCUCUCAGCUUUAUUGUUGAAAAGAAUGUGAAGUGCAUGAAUAUUAAUUGUAUGUAUGUUUUCAUAAAACAUUUAUGUUGUCCUUUC
This is a messenger RNA of Schistosoma bovis, 1563 nucleotides long. Lineage: Eukaryota; Metazoa; Platyhelminthes; Trematoda; Strigeidida; Schistosomatidae. The record is from the annotation of a GenBank genome assembly.